Molecule: messenger RNA, 645 nt
Organism: Komagataella phaffii GS115
Lineage: Eukaryota; Fungi; Ascomycota; Pichiomycetes; Pichiales; Pichiaceae
Product: GTPase
Exons: 1
Coding region: 1-645 (214 amino acids)
Biological process (GO): regulation of vacuole fusion, non-autophagic
Cellular component (GO): fungal-type vacuole membrane; phagocytic vesicle; late endosome
Molecular function (GO): GTPase activity; GTP binding
Source: RefSeq, a predicted model, not a curated record
AUGGCAAGUAGACCCAUCAAAGUUUUACUUAUAGGAGAUCAGGGGGUGGGAAAAAGCAGCAUAAGACGACAGCUAUACUACAAAGUCUUUAGUGAGUCCUACAAAGCUACUAUAGGCGCAGACUACUUGACAUCCAAAAUCCAUGUCAAUGAAUAUGAUGAAGAGGUGAUAUUACAGAUAUGGGACACUGCCGGCCAGGAGAGAUUCAAUAGCAUCAGCCAAAUUUAUUAUAGAGGCACGGAUAUCUGCAUAAUAGUCUAUGAUAUCUGCAAUAGUGACAGUUUUUACAAUCUUAAUAUCUGGGUGCAACAAUUCCUGAAUAAUUGUCAAGUAAGCAGGCCAACAAUAAUGAUCGUGGGAAACAAACUGGACAAGUCUGUCCUCAGACAGAUUUCUCUUAGACAAGCCCGGGAGUUUAGUGAAGAAAUUCAAGCUGAUCUUGUGGAAGAUGUUUCACAAGAUGUCAUAGAAGUUUCAGCUCGAGACUUCACACAAAUUGAAAACCUGUUUCAAAGGGCCGCAUUACUUGCUCUUCAGCGACAAAAUAGUGAAAAUGUACCCUCGUUAACGUUUGAUUCGGUGGAUUUUUCAACCAAUGAAAGAACCAAUGGGUCCCAAUCCUUACACAGUCCGUGCUCCUGUUAG